UGACAAUAUUAUGUGUAUCCAAACAAAUAUAAAAUGUUGUGUUACCAGUUUCCAAAAAAAAAAUCUAAACAUGGAGUACUAUUUUUACAAUACAUACAAGAUACAAGAGAAAAAGUUGGAAAAUAACUUUAUAAGUAUAUAUAAACACAUUUACAUGUGAAUAUGUGAUGUAACAGAUGUCAAUUGUUAAUAUGGAUUAGAAUUUAAUUGACAUUGAUUAUUUUUAUAAAAAGGGGUCCUUCAUUCUUCUCUUUUCCCUCCCUAAUUUUGUGGCCUCAUAACAUUCGUGCUGCGCUAUAUCUAAGCCAUCAUCUCCUCCUUUCUCUCUCUUAAUUUUCUUUUCUUUUCUUUUCUUUUCAAUCUAUUUCACCGUUACCAAUAAUCAAAUAGUAGUAUAUUCUUCUUCUUCAAUAAAUUCUGGGUUUUGUUUUUUAAAAUAAUAAUAAAAACCUUUUGUUUUCAGAAAUUUCAGAAUUAUGAGGUCUGAUACAAUUUCUGAUGCUCGUGUUUGCGGGCGUAACAGGAAUUCUUCCAAGAAGAAAAGGGGGAGCAAACAUGGGAAAUCAAAACAGAACAAGGUCGAUGUUACAAGAGAUCAAAGAUUAUCCCAAGUGGACAACAAUGUCAUUGGAGAAUUCGAACUUUCUCAAUCCAUUCCAAAUGGCUGCAAGGGGGACACAGCACAGGAGCAGGACAGUCUGGCUGUAAAUACAAGAAAACACGAGGAUGAGAUACCGAUAUCAUGUACUGAUGAAGCUGUGUCCCGGAUGAAUGGUUCGAGUAUCAGAAGAUUUUAUCACAAUAGCAGUAGUGCCAGUUGCUCUAGUAGUUGCUGUGACAUAGAUGAGAGGUGUUUAGAUGAUUGGGAAGCUGUGGCAGAUGCUUUGACAGCAGAAAACAGGCAGACUUCAGAUAUGGAACACCGUGCUUCAGAAACAGAAUCUGCUGGUGUAAAUUGUCGGUAUCAGGGAAACAGUCGCGCUUGGAGCCUGUAUGAUGUUGAUCGUCCUAGAAGUUUGCCUGGUCUUCCAAAACUGCAGCAGUAUAAUCAAAAUCAGCUGCCUUCAGAACACUGCUUUUCGAGUGGACCUUCUGCUUGUCCGAUUUGUUGUGAGGAUUUUGAUGUUACAGACUUGAGCUUCUUCCCUUGCCCCUGUGGUUUUCAGCUUUGCCUGUUCUGUCACAAUAAGAUACUCGAGGUAGAUGGCCGUUGUCCUGGCUGCAGAAAGCAGUAUGAUUCUGUAAAUGCUGAUGCAGAUUUAGAAGUUCAGCCGAAUGAUCCUUGCAGCAAGUACACAUGGUUUUAAGAGACUUGUUCUGUAGAUCAUGCGGUGUAUAUGAGGAGUUUAUUUCGUGUUUCCUGAUACUUUACAAAGUUCGACUUGACUGUGUUUUUCUUAAGAUACCUAUAUCAGUGAGAUGAAUUAGCUGAGGGACUAUGUUAGACCUGUGAAGCAUUCAUUUCUUGGUGAUGUUUCCAUAUGCUGAUGUAUGGAUUUUAACACCACCAGAGACUAGUUAACAAGAUUACCAUCUUUGUCCAUACAUUGUUGCCGUGCCUUAUUGACCCCCUAGACAGACCUUAGAAAAGCUACUUAUAUCCGUACAUAUUAGUUAUCGUACUAUUCCGUAUGUUCAUUAGCUGUUGUACAAUCGGUAUGUUGAAAAUGUGAACUUUUUACGAACACCCUAAAUAAAUGUGAGUUUACCCUUGACAA
Messenger RNA from Chenopodium quinoa (quinoa), 1718 nucleotides. RefSeq lists its product as uncharacterized. Gene Ontology annotation, cellular component: CCR4-NOT complex. The transcript is spliced from 3 exons. The record is from RefSeq and is a predicted model, not a curated record. Lineage: Eukaryota; Viridiplantae; Streptophyta; Magnoliopsida; Caryophyllales; Amaranthaceae. The coding region runs from base 477 to 1307 and encodes 276 amino acids. Gene Ontology annotation, molecular function: ubiquitin-protein transferase activity. Gene Ontology annotation, biological process: protein ubiquitination.